Molecule: messenger RNA, 715 nt
Organism: Camellia sinensis
Lineage: Eukaryota; Viridiplantae; Streptophyta; Magnoliopsida; Ericales; Theaceae
Source: RefSeq, a predicted model, not a curated record
CGGGGCGGCUAAGAAGAAAUCUACGGUGACUGAGAGCUAUUACAAUGAUUUAAUUAAGGCUGUCGACAGUAAGAUCACGCCCGCUACAAGGCAGAUUGAUCAGUUCAUUUGUGAGGAUGUGGAGGAUUGCAAGGCAAAAACUUGGAGCUGGAGGAUUUCCUGUUCCGAUUUUAGAACAAUCCUUGCAGAGGAUACAGCAGCCUGCAGUAUCCGCAUUGAGAUGUUAUUCAUCUGCUACCAAAGAGGCAACUCAAAGAUGGGCAUAUCCUUGCACACAUCCUGGCUGCAACCUCCAUUGGAGUCAUCUCUGCCAUUGCGUUUCACUACUACCAUCGACAAGCCCCAAAAACAGUUGGAAGAUCAAACCGUAGUUCCAUUGUUAGACAGGAAUGAGUCUGGCUGUGUUGCCAAACUUGAAAGAUUCUCCAAUUAUGUCGCUAGGCAGAUAGGAUUUGAAGAUGGAAGUGAAUGUCCCCAACUUUGCAAAUUAGCAUAUGAGUACCUCAAAAAAUCCAAAGAGUGUGAGAGUACUAUCUAUGAGUAUUUUGCUGAUGAGCCAAAUGUUGAUGAGCUGUAUGUGAAGUUGGUUGAGGAGUUUGAUAGGUGCAUCCUUGCCUAUAUUGCAUUUCAUUGGAGCCAAGCUUCUCUCAUGAUCAGUCAGGUAUAUGCAUAUAUAUGUGUUUAUAAAUGUUUCAACAGAAAUGUUUGGUAUUGA